GGCAGCUCCGGGGUGCAGGUGCCAGGCCGGUGGCUCUGGCCAGCCAGCCCCAGCAUGAGCUCCUUCGACCUGCCGGCCCCCUCCCCACCUCGCUGCAGCCCCCAGUUCCCCAGCAUCGGCCAGGAGCCCCCCGAGAUGAACCUCUACUAUGAGAACUUCUUCCACCCACAGGGCGUGCCCAGCCCUCAGCGGCCCUCCUUCGAGGGAGGCGGCGAGUAUGGGACCACCCCCAACCCCUACCUCUGGUUCAACGGGCCCACCAUGACCCCGCCACCCUACCUGCCCGGCCCCAACGCCAGCCCCUUCCUGCCCCAGGCCUAUGGCGUGCAGAGGCCGCUGUUGCCGAGCGUGUCGGGGCUUGGGGGGAGUGACCUGGGCUGGCUGCCCAUCCCCUCGCAGGAGGAGCUGAUGAAGCUCGUGCGGCCCCCCUACUCCUACUCGGCUCUCAUCGCCAUGGCCAUCCACGGGGCACCCGACAAACGCCUCACUCUCAGCCAGAUCUACCAGUACGUGGCGGACAACUUCCCCUUCUACAACAAGAGCAAGGCCGGCUGGCAGAACUCCAUCCGCCACAACCUGUCGCUCAACGAUUGCUUCAAGAAGGUGCCCCGCGACGAGGACGACCCAGCCUAUGUGAGCGGGGGGAGCCCCACGAGCCGCCCCUUGGUCACACCAGGACUGAGCCCUGAGCCCAGUGACAAGACGGGGCAGAACUCACUGAGCUUCAACUCCUUCUCCCCGCUCACCAACCUCAGCAACCACAGCAGUGGGGGUGACUGGGCGAACCCCAUGCCCACCAACACGCUCAGCUACGGAGGAUCUGUGCUCAGCCAGUUUAGCCCUCACUUCUACAACAGUGUCAACACCAAUGGUGUCCUCUACCCCAGGGAGGGCACCGAGGUCUAGGUACAGAACAGCUCCUCAGCCAGAUGGACAUGCCAGAGAGAACAGCAGUGGAGGCCCUCCAUGCCAGCCUCCAUGCCAGCCUCCAUGCCAGCCCCGUGGUGGUCCAUGACUGUGGAACGGCCCAAACAUAAGCAGGAGCCUCUGAGGAAUCCACCCUGUUUCUAGAACACUGGUUAAGGCUUCUGUUUAUCACACAUAGGCCCACACACACACUCACCAACUUUGCAAUGGAAAUACCGGCGCCUGCAGAGCAGCAAUAACAGUGGCAGGUGCUGUACUAGGCUCUGUACUGGCCACACUUACUAUUGACAGUCACCCCAUAAGGUUCACAAACCUCCCCAUUGAACAGAUGAGGAACUGAGGCUCAAGGAGGUUAAGUAACAUUUCCAGGGUUGUAUAAACUAGUAAGUGGCGGAGCUAAGAGUCAAAUCCAGGUCUAUGCGAUCCUUGGAGAUUGGAGGCCGGGAUGGAGAAUUGGUUGAGUAGCCGAGGAAGGUCAGUGUGAAAAGCUUGCUCUGGCAAAUACAGCGAAAUCUCUCCACUGCUUUCUGUCCACCAGCACUUAGUGCCAGCCCAGGCAUAUCUUGUCCUGGUCCAAGACCUUAUUCUGCUGGCCCCAACUUACCUGCAGACACUCCUCUUGCUACCACUCAAGGAAGGAAGUCACCAGUGGCCUUAGUGCAGGAAACUCAGCCCUGGUGGCCCUGCAGAACAAUGCAUCUAACAUGUGCAAUGCAUCCCCAUGGAGAGAUAUCAUUACUCCCCAGCCCUCCAGAAACCUCGAGCAGAUCCAGGGCUCAGUGAGAGGAGUGGUGUGUACCCCUAAAUCCUCCCACCCCAGCACUGCCCAUCUGUAAAAUCUUGUAAAGCCCAGUUUCCUGUGUGCAUGUCAUGGACCAGUGAGCUGGAGAUGGCUGAGUCUUCCAAGAGAAACAAGGCUGGAUAAGCGCUUCCUUUUUUUAGCCCAGGAGAGGUGGAUGUUUGUCUGAGAAAACAGUGGCCUCAAGGGAGGAGCGUUGGGCCCACCCUCACAGGGUGUCUCUGCGUGACCUCCUGGGAUUUCUCCUUGUUUUUGUGAGUAC
Messenger RNA from Nomascus leucogenys (northern white-cheeked gibbon), 1988 nucleotides. It is a transcript of the gene FOXI1, whose product is annotated as forkhead box I1. Gene Ontology annotation, biological process: anatomical structure morphogenesis; cell differentiation; regulation of transcription by RNA polymerase II. Gene Ontology annotation, molecular function: DNA-binding transcription factor activity, RNA polymerase II-specific; RNA polymerase II cis-regulatory region sequence-specific DNA binding. The record is from RefSeq and is a predicted model, not a curated record. Lineage: Eukaryota; Metazoa; Chordata; Mammalia; Primates; Hylobatidae.